Cyanidioschyzon merolae strain 10D is the source of this 7071-nucleotide messenger RNA. Its product is annotated as probable sodium/hydrogen antiporter. Bases 1 to 7071 code for a protein of 2356 amino acids. Gene Ontology annotation, biological process: proton transmembrane transport. Gene Ontology annotation, molecular function: sodium:proton antiporter activity. NCBI's taxonomy places the organism in Eukaryota, Rhodophyta, Bangiophyceae, Cyanidiales, Cyanidiaceae. Gene Ontology annotation, cellular component: membrane. The record is from RefSeq and is a predicted model, not a curated record. The transcript has a single exon.
AUGCAUACGUCGUUUGAGGGGUUGGCUUCGAAGCUCACCGCACUUCAAACACAAGUGAUUCACGCCGCGAAUAGCACCAGCGAGGAUGCAGCCAUAUUCAAUACCUGCCGCGGCUUUCGUACCGGAACACCGUCGCUUUUCACGGUACUGCUGUUUCCACUCCUGGCAGUGCUCUUCUCGUACAUCAUUCGCGGCCUUUUCAUUCGAUACCGACUGACCUUACCGUAUACCGUUCCGCUUGUCAUUCUUGGCGGUGUUUUCGGGGUCGCUGGUUGUUACCUACCUCUGGGUGAAUUGUCAGAGUCACUGCGGCUAUGGGUAAGCGUCGACAAACCGACGAUCCUGUACUACAUCCUGUUCCCGCCGAUUCUCUUCGAGAGCGCCAUGUAUCUUGACUGGUGGGUCGUGAAACAUACCAUUCCCCAUCAAUUCGCGCUAAGCAUUAUCUUGGUUUUCAUUUCGGCGGCGAUUGUGGCGGCAUUCACCACGUACGUGUUCGGUACAGCCGGUUGGAGCUUCGAUGCUGGCUGGCUCUUUGGGGCGCUCAUUUCGCCAACGGAUGCACUUGCGGUUGCGCUUACGCUUUCCCAAACGCCGGUGCGGAAGCAUAUCCAGGUCAUGAUCCAGGGCGAGGCGCUUUUCAAUGACGGUUCCGGAUUCACUCUCUUCAUUGUCUUCCUCUCUCGUCUGAUGCCGAAUCCGAAUCUCUCCUUUGGCUACCUUGUAGAGCAGUUCUUCCGUCUUGCAGGUGGCGGUUUCCUCAUCGGUAUCGCGAUGGGCAUCCCGACGUUGCUGCUGCUUCGCCUCGUCUGGCGAGAUGCUGCCAUCGAGAUCGGCAGUACACUCGUUAUGGCGUAUCUGGUGUUCUACGUUGCAGACGGGCCCUGCGGCUGCAGCGGCAUUGUGGCUGUGUCCGUGUUCGGCGUGAUGUUCUCCGCUGACCGAAUCGCUUCGAUCACACCGGCAUUUCAAGAGUCUCUGGAUGCAUUCUGGGAAGCGAUAUCGCAUAUCAUCAAUUCGAUUGCAUUUGUGUACGCUGGCUUUAUCUCCGUGGUCAACCUCAUUGUUUUCUGGGGAAAGAGUGGCGUGAACGCCGCGGCAAUUGGCUACGGAGUAGCGCUCUAUCCUGUCACUUACCUCUGUCGUGUUGUGGCGGUGGUGGCGCUGUUUCCUAUUCUGCGCACUGGUCGUUACGGGGCCUCGUGGCGAGAGGCCAUCCUCAUCGUUCACUGUGGCCUACGCGGAGCCAUCUCUCUCAUUGCCGCCCAGAUUGUCUUCCAUACGCCUUCCAUUCGCGGUAGUACAGUGGUAUCUGCUCGGGUUCAGCUGUGGACCUCGAUGAUCGUACUCCUGACUCUGUUGUUCCAGGGAACGACAGUGAGGCAGGUCGCUGCCUGGCUGGGCCUCCUCAGCCAGAGUGCCGCUGAAGUGCGACUGUUUCGACUCCAGGUACGCCGUCUUCACCGGCAAGCCAAAGAGGCGCUGCGGGAGAUGCAGAAGCACAGUCGCUUCGUUCACGCAAAUUGGGGAUUCGUGGAAGAGGCUGCCAUUCUACCUUACAAACUCGAUGAGCUGCUGUUAAGUGCAGGGCGGGUGCGCGCCCGUAUUCGGCACUUGGCAGCGCGCUACACGAAGGCCGCUGCCGGGAACGAUCCUCCAGCGAGCUUGAACGGGGAGCAGGCGCCCGGCUACGGAGUGGCGCCCCCAGGACAAGCCACGCCACCAACUGGGCCGCGUGAGCCAGACUGUGCGUCCCGUUCUCCCGAGUCGUCGUCUCUGGAUCCUGGAGAUGACGCGAACUCCGGUACGACAAGCAGCAGCGCUCCGGUACCGUGGUCGAAUGCCGAAGCCAUCUGGAAGGCGCGUCUACGUCAGCCCGAUGCUGCUGGCACUCCUGCACCCGACAAGACGGCAACUGGGGCAUCUCGCGUCUCAUCAUUGCCUCCGGGACCAGUGCCGGAUACAGGAAAUCCUGCAAGGGCAGUCCGAACUCCAGAGCCAGAGCCCCUUCCCGAAGAGUCGCUUCCAAGUCUAGCGCACUGGCUAACGCGUUUCCCUCUCGAGCGCAAGCUCGGGGACUCCCCGGCGUUCAGUCGCCUCCUCAUGGAGAGUCGCCGGCGCACGCUGCUUGCUGUGCGUGCGAACGUGCAGAAACAGCACCUCAUUGGGUCGAUUAGUCGUGUCACGUACCGCCUCCUCGACUCAGUAACCGACUACGUCAACGAUAAGGUAUGCCUGGCGCCGCACACCGGUACGCUGCGCCUCUGUGAGGGCAGUCAGAAAGCCGGCUGGGGCUUGCGUCGCUACGAGCGCCUCGCCAUACACGUCUUGGGUAGGGUGCGCUUUCUCGAUCGACUGGCUCUGGCACUGCUUCACCGUCGUCUGUUUGUUGGCUAUGACGUGCUGUCGGGACUGGCGGUAGCGCUCGCCCAAGCCUGGCGGAGCCGUUAUUCCGAAUGCAUGCGAGCACUCCAUUCCCUGCUUCGACAUGAGAAAAGUGAACCUCAUCCGCGAGCGGUGCUUUUGCUCACCAUGAUUCUGCAUGCGAAUGCGCAAGUCUUGCAAGAGCUGGAGCACGAUCUACAGCGCUGCGAGCAGCAUCUUCGUUCGAUGCGAAUCCUCAGCCUCGAAACGGUACGCUCUGUGGAGUCGUUGCGAGCAGCCGCAGUAAUGCUCAGUCGACAGGAGCGUCUCCUGGAAAUCAUGUACGCGGAGGGUCUCCUGACCAAACGCGAGUUUCGAGGUCUUUUGGACCAGAUUGAUAUGCGGCGAGAGGCUCUGCAGCGAGUUUCUGUGCGAUUUCCGGCUCCGUCGUUUGAGAAGCGCAUUGAGGCUGGUAUUCGGCGCUGGUUCCAGCCCGCGGCACCAAUGUUCCACGAGACGCAGUCGCCAGGAUCCAAACCUGUGCUAGCGACAGCGUCGUCGUCAGCAGGGGGCACCCCGAAAACCACCACCACCACCACCACCACUACAGGCGCAUCCUUCGCACCAGCGGGAGCGACGAGCGUCCAAACGAGUGCUCCAGCAGCAGCAGCAACAGCAGCAACAACGUCAACAUCGAUAACCGAAAGGCUUCUGGAUGGUGGUCUGAACUCCGCCUCUGCGCAGGCGUAUCGCCUCUAUGUCGCUUUUCGCCAGGCUGGCCAUGUGCGCUCGUUACUGCUAGGCGAGCGUCUCCAGGCGAGUUUUCAGCUACCAGAUGCGGUGAUUCUCGUAGCACACGGUGUUCUAGAGCUCCGCUGGUACUGGAGCCGUACGCAGCAUAUAGCGUCAGGGCGAGCACGCCUUCCCCUUGGCUUUGGACGACCACGCACAGCGGUAUCGUAUCCUCCGCAGCAGCGCCAGGCACCGGAGACGCACUCUAGGAGGCAUUCACAGCAGCGACGCAGCGCGCACCCGGGCCCAGCGCCUCACCUGGUGCUCUCCGAGCCGGACCUGGAGGCAGCGCAGCCGACAAGCGCGCUACCUGCCGUAUCUCCGGUAUGCACCCGAUGCAGAGACACUGCGCCGUGUCAUGUCCACGAAGAGCAGCAGUCGACAUGCACUGAAGCGACGACAUGCUUGCUCUCCCCGAGCGGUACAGCGAUCGACAUGCCAAUGACACAGGCGAUUGCUCGCCUCAUCAGCAGAGACCAACACCAGGCGGAAGAGGCGCUCCGGGCAACGUCGGAGCGCUUGGCGGUUGCCGCAGCCACCUUUACUGGUGAACUCGCUACGGACUCGGCGACUGGUGUGCUCGUUGCAAAAGCACCUGCAGCGGACGCUGCGAGACAAGUGCCGGACGGUGCCCCGGCCACUAGUGGCCUUCGCCGGUGGUGGCAGCAGCAGCAGCAGCAGCAGCAGGAACAACAACAACAUCAUCAGAAGCAGCGUUGGUGGAGGAGGAGGUGGCCCUGGUGGGAGCGUCUCCGUGGUCGUCGUCGUCAGUCAUCUCAAGGAGAUGGCGAGCAACGUGAUGCCCAACAAAAACAGCUUCCCGCGCGUUUGUUUGAGCCUGCUUCCCGGGAUGCUGAACAUGCUGUUCCAGGAACGUCCAGUGAAGCGCUCACCGUUGCUCCGCAUGACUGGAUCAGCGGAGAUGGGAAAGAUGCUUCGGGUGUCACUGAUGGCAAGCGCGAGGGCGCUGCCUGCCGUCGGGCGGAUGCCAUGCGAUCGAAUCGAACCUGGACUAACAACAACAACAUCAGCAGCAAUAAUCGUAAUCAUUGUGGGGAUCAUCGCAACACUGGGGCACACCAGUCGCGUUCGAGCACAGCACGUUGCGCGACUGGCACACCGCCGUCGGCGAUGCGCCCUGGAACGGACCUCGUAGAAUGGGAUGAUGAUGAAGGUGAAGAUGCACUGGAAGGUGAAGCGCUCGAAACCGAGUCCGCUGUGCUCGAUGCGACACCUGGUGCCCUGCUCGUUGCGUCUUCCUGGUCGGCUGCAGCGCCCGAACAAGAGCGUCUGACGCUUGCCACCUCGCCUUCGCAGUGCACAGCUGCGGAGGGCCUGCUCCCUCUCCCAGAAUACGAGGUGGUGUCGCUCCUUCGUCACGAUGAUCCUCUGCGCAAUGUGCAUGGUGUCGGUGGCGUCCUAUUUGCGCACCGGUACCCCUACGAGCUCGUGGUUGCCAGUCCGGUGGCCAACGUGCUUCUUAUUCCUCGUCAAGCGUUUCAGCAACUGGUGAGCAGUGAGCGAGGUUGGUGGCAAGAGGCGCUCCGACUAGGCGCCGCGGAGCUCGUGGAUGCCCUUAUCCCGGGCCUGGAGACGUUCUUCUCUGAACUCUACCAGAUUGCAGUUACGGAAGACGGUAACGGAAACAGCCUUCAUGCGCUGCAACGGCCACAUUCUGAACACAUGGCAGAGUCGGUUACUUGUCCAGAGCUGUCACUCCGGAAUGCAGCCUUAACCGAGUCUGAACAACGAGCAGCCGCACUUGUCACGAUGACGACGACGGCAGCUGCGGGGAUACCUUCGAAAAGCGCCGGCGGUAAUGCCGCAAUAGCCACGACGCCAUUGGCUGCAUCUGGCGUACCGCUGGAUACCAGGGCGCCCACGAGACCCGAACCAACAACACCCGCUCCGACAACGUUGGUAGAUCGUCAACCGCUGGUGCUUGGAGAGCGCCCAGAAACCGGAGCAUCCACUGAAGCAGGUUCGCACAGUGCCGCAGCGCGCCCAACACGAAGACCUCUGCUUCCACCACGUCAGGACUCGUUCACGAUGUAUGAUUAUCUGCAGCGUUCGGAUCAGGCAGCACCGUGGUGGCUGGACGCUUCACGCUCCACUGAUGAUCGAGCAAACCUGCGCUAUCAGGUAUACGUAACGGGUGCACUGGCUUGGUACGGCCUCUACGAACGCGUCUAUCAUGUGCACGAGGGCAUCUGCGCUGUGAACGUGCCGUUGCUGGAACCUGCAACCCCGUCCCUUAUUCUGAUACUCCUUACGGGAACGCUGGAGAUUCGUCCCACCAGUGCUUACGGUGCCCAGAUCCUGCAGGAUGCGUUCGUUCCUGAGACUGGCUCAGAUACACCUGCGGGGCCGUGGCUCCAGCGAUAUCGAGCGCCACUGAUGCCGACAGCGAGUUCCCAAACAGGUACUGGUGUUGAGCGCGGGUCAGCGUCUCCCGCUGCUGAGCGCGAACACGAAAGCGCCGUAACAGGGGAAGCAGAUGUCCAGCCUGCUGGCGGUAUACGGAGCGCGGAUGCGUCGCGUCGAGUAGACACAAAACCGAGACGUUGGCUCUUGUUGCCGGAUGGAAUGCCCCCUGCGAAGCUUCUUGUUUUGCGUGGUGCCGCGAUUCCUUCACUUUUGCAGUUUCUGAGCAAUCACGAGAAAGCGUCCGUUGCUUCAGUGGCGUUACACCAGGCAAAUGACGCAACCCUGCCGCAGCAGCGGUUACGACCUGGUAGCACCAGCAGCGACGGAAACGGCAGUACAGGGACUGGCAAAAUCACCGAUAGCGGUGGCAACAGGAGCAGUCUCAGCGGCGAUGCUCCGUCACCGCUUUCUGAGUGGCAAACCUGGGCGGGUCGAGUCUCCGCACCAGCAGUACUUCGCCUGGACCAUUUCGCUGCGAGUUGCGCUCGCCCCUGUGAGGAUGUUGCGCUCUUUGCUGCUGCCGCUUCAGACAGAAACGAUGCAGUUGCUUCGGCUGUAUCGAAAACCGCCACUUCUCCCUGUUUCCUGUGGAUGGAUUUGAACCAGCCUCUUCUCCAAAAGGAGCGAAAGCGCCUUGUACAGAGUGCAUUACGGUUACAACGUUUGGCUGCGGCUCGUGAGCGGGUCAGCAGUCGGCGCGGGAGAGGAGCACAGCGACUUUCGACGACGACGGCACCCAUGAGCGACACCUCGCGUAUCUCGAAACCGAGUGAAGUAGACCAGCCCGGAAACACUGUUCCCGCUGAUAUCAUGUGCGCUGGGACGGAUGCGCUGCAUCCUACCUGUUCAGAUGGCAGCAGUGGUGAGCGCUUUAUCGGACAAGCGGCUGGCGAAAGUGGCACGCGUCCUGGGCUUUUACGCAGCUGGACGCUGCCGUCCGGAAUGGUCUCUCUAACCGAAACGUUUCCGUCCGAGUCUGCUGACCGGGAACGUUCGGAACAGACCAGAGGGCAUGCUGGAUCCAUUGCUGGCCCUUGGAUGCGUCAAUUCGAGCAGAAACACCGAACGGAAACGGAAACGGAACUUGAGCAGCAGCUCUGGCGACACCGACAUACUCGCCCACCGCGACGUUCUCGAUCCGAACUGGUCGAUAUCCUAGCGAACUACAGUGAAGAGGUCGCCAAUCCUGUUGAGGAUACAGGCCUGCAACUGCUAUUCGAGGAAUCUGCAACUGGCACUCCGGUGGUGUACCGCGGGGGGAGCACGGGCCAAGCACCGCCUUGGCAGACCAGAGACCUGCGGGAGACACAUCGCAGCGUAUCGGACACCGUCCUGGAAGGCUCGUCGUCCUUCCUCUCUGCAGAACAAGAUGCAGGGAGCAUCCCUGCGGUCACGGAUCCAGCUUCUGAAGUACUUGAAUCGAAUACACCGGAUCGGCGUCAGCUAGAGCGGGAUGCAGAGCUCAUGGCACGGGAACACAUGUUCUAG